Molecule: messenger RNA, 2020 nt
Organism: Helobdella robusta
Lineage: Eukaryota; Metazoa; Annelida; Clitellata; Rhynchobdellida; Glossiphoniidae
Exons: 11
Coding region: 38-1627 (529 amino acids)
Biological process (GO): BMP signaling pathway; protein phosphorylation; cellular response to growth factor stimulus
Cellular component (GO): signaling receptor complex; plasma membrane
Molecular function (GO): transforming growth factor beta receptor activity, type I; SMAD binding; ATP binding
Source: RefSeq, a predicted model, not a curated record
GUGCCAAAAUGUCCUGGACAACAAUAAAAACAAACAAAUGGAGGACAGAAAUUUUGUGAAAACUUUCUUAUUAAAUUGUUUCUUCUAUAUUUAUUCUGUAAAUUAUAUUUUCCAAGUUGCAACAUGUCUAAGAUGUCGUUGCAACCCAUGCAACGAAGAUCUUCUGAACACGACCUGCGAAUUGAAAUUAGGCGGAAUGUGUUUCACGUCAGUUCUACUAGAACCGGACGAGACAGAAAUUUACAUGUAUGGAUGCAUGGCUCCAGCAGAUGAUGAUGAAACUGGGGUUAUCCUACAAUGUAAAGGUAGUUCGUUCCCUCACGAAAUCCCCAAAGCAAUUGAAUGCUGUAACAAUGAAGAUCUCUGUAAUGAUCAUCUUAAUCCGAUUCCUCUGAUAAAAUUACAAGGCGAUCAAGGAGAUGUGGAUUCCACAAAACUAAUCCAAGUGGUUUUACUGUGUAUUGGGAUUUCAGUGAUCUCGAUCAUCAUUGUAACUAUACUCUUCUUUAUAAAAUUCAAGAAGCACGAAAAGUGCAUGAAAUUUCUUAAAGAUCGAGAGGAUUGUUUGAACUUUGACUCUGAGGUCAACAACAUCAACGAGGUGGCGGGUGUAGGGGGUGGUAUAGGGGGUAGUGCGGGUGGAUGCGGAGGUGCCAGUUCUGGUAGUGGGUCUGGUCUACCUUUGUUGGUCCAAAGGACAAUAGCCAAACAAAUACACUUGGUGCAUAGCAUUGGGAAGGGUCGAUACGGGGAAGUAUGGAAAGCCAAGUGGAGGGAUGAAAAUGUGGCCGUGAAAAUCUUUUUCUCCACAGAGGAGGCCAGCUGGUCCAGGGAGAUUCAACUAUACCAAACCGUUCUGCUGAGGCAUGAAAAUAUUUUGGGUUUCAUAGCUUCAGACAUCAAGGGCACUGGUUCAUGGACUCAACUGUUCCUUGUCAUGGACUACCAUGAGUAUGGCUCCCUCUACGACUACCUUCACCAACAUACUCUUGACCUAGUUACGUUAAUAAAGAUGGCCGUUUCGGCUAUCAGUGGCUUGACCCAUUUACACACUGAAAUUCACGGGACACAGGGCAAGCCAUCAAUAGCUCACAGAGAUAUAAAGAGCAAAAAUAUACUGGUGAAGAAGAAUCUAACCUGUUGCAUUGCUGAUCUGGGAUUGGCCGUUCGAUUUAUUAGUGACACAAAUGAACUGGACAUCGCCCUGAACACGAGACAGGGUACGAGGAGGUACAUGGCCCCAGAGGUCCUCGAUGAAAGUAUGGAGAAGGGUCACUUUGAAUCUUUCAAGCAAGCUGACAUGUACUCCAUGGCUCUGGUUAUGUGGGAGCUGGCCUGGAGGUGCAACGCAUUUGGUCCGGUGGAAGAAUACCAGGCCCCAUAUUACGAUAUGGUCGGAGGCGAUCCGAGCUUCGACGACAUGAAAAGGGUCGUCUGCGUGAACGGAUCACGACCCCACGUCAUGCAGAGGUGGAUGCUUAAUGAGAUAAUGAGGUCAUACACGAAUAUUAUGAUGGAGUGCUGGAGUGUCAUUCCGGCAGCCCGUUUGACCUCGCUAAGAGUCAGGAAGUCCCUUACAAAGUUGAAAGGUCAACUUAGAGAUGUUGAUGCCCUGGAGAGAGUCUAAUAAUGAUGCUGCUGCUGAUGAUGAUGGUGAUGAUUGGGAUGAUUAUGGUGAUGAAGAGAGAAGAAAUAUGCAAAUAGCAGUUAAACAGUGUUUAAAUUAGUUUUAUAUAUGUAUGUACGCUCAUAUUUAUGUAUGUAUGUGUGUAUGUAUGUAUGUGUGUUUGUUUGUAUGAAUGUAUGUAUGCAUGUAUGCUGGCUUGUUUGUUUGUCUGUGUGUAUGAAUGUAUGUUUGUAUGUAUAUAUGUAUGUUUGUGUGUAUGUCGGUUUUCUUUUUCUAAUUAUUUUCAUUUUUCGUGUGCAUAUAUCAUUGUAAAUAGGUAAAAUAACUACACAAUAUUAACGACCUUGCAUGAUAUAAUUACUAUAAUCAUUAUACUACUACUACUACUACUAC